AUGGUUGGCGUCCCUGCAGAAGUUCUAAAAUGGGACCAGGAGGCCAGAGAUAGGUAUGUUGAGUACCUUAAGACAGGAACACAAACAGUGCACCACGCACGGGGGAUGAUUGUAGGAUGCGCUGGAGCGGGGAAAACCACGCUACUUAAACGUGUACUUGGUUGUAGUGAAGAAGAGAUCAAGAAAGUUAAAUCUACUGAGGGAUUGGAGGUGCAUGAGGAAAUAUUUGAAUUAUGCGAUAAAACAAAAUCAUUAAAAGUAAGAACAAGACCUAUGGAUGACAGAAAUAAUGAGGAAAAUGCAACAGAUAUUGAACGGAAGUCCCUGACUUUGUUUGACUUUGGAGGACAGUGUGCGUACUACGCCUGUCACCAAAUUUACCUGACAAGGAGAGCUUUCUAUGUUGUGGUGGUGGACGCCUCUAAAUGUCUGGACCAGAAGGUGGAUAAGUCAGUGUGUGAUCAAGAUGGCACUGUUUUCUCCGGAUGGACGUAUGGAGACUACUUUAUGUUCUGGAUAAAGUCUAUACACACCUACUGUGUUUCUGACACUGAAAAAGAUCCAAAGCCCAUAGUUAUAAUUGCAGCCACUCACUGGAAAAAAAGGAGCAGACAGUUUAAGGAUAAAAAGAAAAUGAUGAAGAGCCUGCAGUGUCAGUUACCAAAGUCAUCUCGUUUAUCACAGUAUAUCGGAGAGGAUAACAUUUACUGUGUAGAUUUUACGUUACCUCUCCAUGAUUUGGAAACUUGCUUCUUUAACAUAGCUUCCAAUCAACAAUGGAGAGAAAAAAUUCCGAAAGAGUGGUGUUCUUUUGGGAAAGAAAUCUAUCGGAACAAACGUUCAAAGAAAAUCCUAAAGAUCUAAAAAAUAAUGCAAGUACCAGGGAUUACAAGUAAAGAACAGAAAGGCCCCGCUAAAGUUGAAAAGGGACAGGAAAACCUAGAUAUGCUACGAUAUGAUCACGAUGCUGGGAAAGCUUUAUAUUUUAAUGAAAACGGUCUGAAGGAAGAAAUAAUCAUUGACGUACAAUGGUUUAUUGACGCUUUCAAACAUAUCAUAACAGACGAGCUACAUUUCAAAGGAAUUCCUGUGACUCAGAUAGAUUGGAAUGAGUAUUAUAAUACUGGAAGAUUGCGAGACGGACUUCUGUUAGUGAUCUGGAAACAUAAAGACGAAGAAUUGUUUGAUUACUUAAAGAAAGAUACGAACUACCGUAUUAGAGACGCGUCUUUUGAGAAAGAUGAACUAUAUUUACAAUAUCAUAAAAAAUCACUUCUCAAUUUUAUGCAGAGACUUGGAUUACUGGCUGCUGGUGGAGAAUCCCACUAUGUUCCGUGCAUGAAUCGUAAAGAAAUAGAAAAAGAACUUCUAAAUUUCAUCAAGGAAUCGGAGAGUAAAUCAUCUGUCCUUAUUUACCAAUUUGAAUUUUUGCCAUUUUUCCUGUUUUACCGUCUUGUUGUUGCCUGUAUGCAAGAAGAUGGUUGGAAUGUUCUAGGAAAUCAAGGAACAUCUUGCCUCUACAAAAAUGCUGCUUUGUUUUCGUAUGUGGAAUAUAACAUUGUUUUAUCGGUCACAGAAGAAUCCAUACAACUUCAAGUAUUUUGUCCGAUACAAGGAAAUGUUUUGGAAACAGAAAAAACAUUUUUGAUUCAAGAAAGAAUAGAAGAGAUGUUAAAUGCUUUAGCAGGAACAUUUCAUAGAAAGAUACGGUAUGUAAGAGGCUUUAGAUGUCAAAUGGACAAAGAAGAAGCGAUUGCUAUCGAUAUAAAGGAGCAUUUCUUAUCUGCAAAAGACAUUCCAAAUAGAGUCCUUCAAAUAAUGUGUCCUUUGCAUUCGAUUAAUGAUAGGCAUAUCAUUGAUACCACUGAACUUACCAGAUAUUGGAAAUUGUAGAGAAAGACAUCGCCCAAUUGUAACAAAUUGAAAGAAUUCCAAACGUUGCAUUUUCGAAUACUUCAUAAAAUUAUGGUCUUCGUAUACAUGUUUUUCCCGUUUUGUCUAAGGUUCGAAAAACUUUUUGAAUGCUUUUAUAUUUGAUUGUCUUGCAUGUUUUGCUCACUCAUUUGAGAAUGAAAUUUUGCUUAGAAUGUGCAUCUUUAUGUAUAUUGGCAUUCAGUGUUUUGGUAUAUCAUUAGCAGUUUAAUCUCCAAUUACUCAUCACUAAGAAUCCGUACAAUUACAUGAACUGUGUUUUUUAUAUUUUAAGUCUUCUAGAUUAGCGCAAUAUGUUUACCGAUGUAUUUUGGAUUAUUUGUUAUUCUUACUUACUAUUUUACUAUUGUACAGAGUGUACUUUCAUUAUGCUAAAAUCUACAUAUUUAUACAAUGUGUAAAUUCGGUACUGAUAAAAGUGAUAUGUACCAAAAAAAACGAGAUUUUUUAUACAAAUAAACUAGGAAUGCCUGCAGCAAAGUUAUUGCUCAUUUCUCUAAUAACAACGAACCUUUGUAGAAAGGGUCGUGUCUAUAAUCUAAAUAUUCUGAUUUCAUUUGCAGUGGUUAGAGCAUCUGCUCUAUAGAAUAACGAAUUAAGUAGUUGGUCCUUACGUUGCAGGUUUGAAUCCCGUUGUUGGACGUGGAGACCGGUCCAUCGGAUGAGGUCCCGUGUAACAGUAGAGGCUGGCAAGAAAAAGACCCCUCUUUGCUCCAGAGCCCUGCGUGCCGAGCAUAUGGCAAUAUUUCCAGCUCUCCACUGGAAGUGGUGGCGUCUCCAUAUGUGUAAAACAUUCUCGAGUGGGACCUUUAACGACAUACAAUCAAUUAAUCAAUAUCGUAAUUUCUAUAAAUAAAAU
This is a messenger RNA of Saccostrea cuccullata (small rock oyster), 2791 nucleotides long. RefSeq names its product probable serine/threonine-protein kinase pats1. NCBI's taxonomy places the organism in Eukaryota, Metazoa, Mollusca, Bivalvia, Ostreida, Ostreidae. The transcript has 5 exons. Bases 1 to 864 code for a protein of 287 amino acids. The record is from RefSeq and is a predicted model, not a curated record.